This is a messenger RNA of Synchytrium microbalum, 384 nucleotides long. RefSeq lists its product as uncharacterized. The coding region runs from base 1 to 384 and encodes 127 amino acids. Gene Ontology annotation, molecular function: G-protein beta-subunit binding. Gene Ontology annotation, cellular component: heterotrimeric G-protein complex. NCBI's taxonomy places the organism in Eukaryota, Fungi, Chytridiomycota, Chytridiomycetes, Synchytriales, Synchytriaceae. The record is from RefSeq and is a predicted model, not a curated record. The transcript is spliced from 2 exons. Gene Ontology annotation, biological process: G protein-coupled receptor signaling pathway.
AUGUCGAAUCUAACUUCAGAUGUGGAGCAGAAGAAUCAUCAGCAUUGGAAGGAGGCUCUUAGAGCUAACAGAUCGUAUAUGCAUACGCAGUUUGGUCAUAAGGGAAAAGUAUCUAUUGGGAACUCACAAAACCUAACCUCACUCUCGUCGUCUUUAGCAACCAUGUCUGAAAUCAAACUCAAGAAAUUAGUAGAACUCAAUCAACGUCUCAAAGAACAACUUGAUUUGAACCGUAUCCCUGUCUCUGAGGCCAGCUCAAGUCUCAUCAAAUACAUCACAUCAACAAAAGACUCAUUACUCCCAUCCGUAUGGGGUCCAGUCGACAAGAAGGAUGAUCCAUAUGCAGCUCCAAGUGGUCCUUGUGGGGAUUGUGUGAUUUUUUGA